GAUUCAACCAACGCAAGAAAAGCUCACCUGAAUACUUUUCAGAACCUGGUGGUUUCUCAGCAAUACAUUUUCAAAUAAGAAAAACAUUAGCAAUGAAGGCCUCGCUUCGUCAGAAUACAGUUAUUGGAAUUCCAAUCUCAGUGGCAUGCGAAGUUGGCAAGUCAUCAAACAGGUACCUUCUCGAAUCUGCGAGCCAAUACAACAAGUCUACAGAAUCUUCAGAUCAGAGCAACGCAAAUUCAGUUCUUGGUAGGGUGAACAAGUUCGGGAGAAAUGCUGACAGUUUUGCUCAUGAGGUUCAAGAGCAUGUUAGAUUGAGGCCAAAGAUAGCUGAUACAGUAAAAGGGAAGUUAAGCUUGGGAGUCCGAGUUCUCAAGGUUGGUGGAUUCAAGAAAAUCUUUAUGCAGUUGUUUGGAUUCACAGAAGGAGAGAAGUUGCUGAAAGCAUCACAGUGCUACUUAUCAACAACGUCUGGUCCUAUAGCAGGACUCCUCUUCAUAUCCACGGAGAAGGUUGCUUUUUGCAGUGACAGAUCCAUAAAGAUCACAUCACCUAAAGGAGAAAUCAUGAGAGUCCAUUAUAAGGUCAUGAUUCCACUUGAAAAGAUAGAGUGUGUAUGCCAAAGUAACAAUGUGAAGAAGCCGUCACAAAAGUACAUUGACAUAGUUACUGUGGACAACUUUGAUUUCUGGUUUAUGGGUUUCUUAAAUUAUCAGAAAACUUUCAAAUACCUUCAGCAUGCUAUCUCUCAAUCUUAGAGGAAGAGAAAGUUGAAGCAUUGAUGUUCAAUACCAUGCUUCAUCAGUUAUUCUUUUCUAUAGAAACAAAGAGCACAUACGUGUUCCAAUAGGGUACAUAAUUUCAUUGAUAAGAAAAUGCCACUUUAGCCAUGUCGGGCUGAAAAAUCAGGUUGUAGAAGCAGGGUGGAGUGUAAGUAGCGAGUAGGGUUUUAGCCUCUCUGGAUGUAAAUAAAAAAGUUACGUUGAUGUUCA
Messenger RNA from Neltuma alba, 992 nucleotides. Its product is annotated as GEM-like protein 4. The record is from RefSeq and is a predicted model, not a curated record. Lineage: Eukaryota; Viridiplantae; Streptophyta; Magnoliopsida; Fabales; Fabaceae. The coding region runs from base 93 to 758 and encodes 221 amino acids. The transcript has 4 exons.